GCCAACCUCAUGAUCCCAUCACUAUAGACACAAUGUCUUUUCGCAAGAGAAAUCUAGGCUUGUCAACAGGCGAUCGUACAUCCGUACCCAUUUCCCCUGCGCAGACGCAAUCGGCUGCACUUCCACCACCUGCGACACCCGGAGUGCGUCCCUCGCCCGAUGAUGGACGGCCAACAACAUCAACUGGUUCACCAUCGCUUGACAAUCUUUUAGCCGGUCAUGGUGGGCUACCUCUUGGGAAAAUUCUUUUGGUAGAGGAAAAUGGGACUACUGAUUUUGCGGGUGCAUUGCUACGAUACUAUGCUGCCGAAGGUGUUGUGCAGGACCAGAAGAUUCACGUCAUUGGAAUGCCCGAACAAUGGGGAAGAAGUCUGCCAGGCUUGAUAGGCCCUGCGGAUGCUGCAGAUGAAAAAUCAGAUAAGCGAAAGAGUGAGCGGAUGAAGAUUGCUUGGCGAUAUGAGCGUCUAGGUGAAUUUGGUGCCGGAGUGGCAGGAUCAAGAGUUCCUGCAACGGCCCCGGGGGAUCAAAGUACAUCUACUACAGAUGGUAGCUCGCCCAAGCAAGCCGCCUUUUGUCAUGCGUUCGACCUCACAAAGCGUCUCACUCAUCCCUCUAUAAGCAACAUCUCAUAUAUACCCAUCAUGCCCUCCAAUGAGCCCGUCCUUAUCUCAGUACAGAAGAGACUCCAGUCUGCCAUUGCCGCAAGUCCACCGAAUACAGUCCACCGAAUCGUAAUCCCUUCCUUGCUUAAUCCCACGCUCUAUCCAGCUGAAGUCAGCCAACCGGAAAAUAUCCUACCCUUCCUUCAUUCCCUAAGAGGGUUGUUGAGCUCGCCUACAGCUCGCGUCACCGCCAUGAUCACAUUACCGCUCUCUCUCUUUCCCCGGUCGUCGGGGCUCGUGCGAUGGAUUGAAAUUUUAAGCGAUGGUGUUAUCGAACUAUGCCCUUUUCCACAUUCAUCAGACGCGCUGUCCACGUCAGGCGCUGCUACAUCCCAUGAGGAACCGCCACAAGGCAUGCUAAAGACCCAUAAGCUUCCGGUGCUGCACGAGCGCGGUGGUGGAAGCGACCAGAAUGUUGGACAGGAUUGGGCGUUCACACUCAGCAGGAAGAGAUUUGAGAUCAAACCUUUCAGUUUACCGCCAGCUGAAGGUGAUAAAGAAGCACAGGAUAAGGCGCGUUCGGAUGGAAUGCCGAGGAAGGCCGACCUUGAAUUCUAAUCGAUAUUGUUGUUGUCUCAGAUAAGACAGCGCAUCAAAGAUCCUCCAUUAUUCUUCAUGGUCGGAUUCUACCAGCA
Messenger RNA from Aspergillus ochraceoroseus IBT 24754, 1297 nucleotides. RefSeq names its product elongator complex protein 4. The record is from RefSeq and is a predicted model, not a curated record. The coding region runs from base 33 to 1220 and encodes 395 amino acids. Gene Ontology annotation, biological process: tRNA wobble uridine modification. Gene Ontology annotation, cellular component: cytoplasm; elongator holoenzyme complex; transcription elongation factor complex. The transcript is spliced from 2 exons. NCBI's taxonomy places the organism in Eukaryota, Fungi, Ascomycota, Eurotiomycetes, Eurotiales, Aspergillaceae.